This is a messenger RNA of Lycium barbarum (goji berry), 1514 nucleotides long. RefSeq names its product amino acid permease 6-like. Lineage: Eukaryota; Viridiplantae; Streptophyta; Magnoliopsida; Solanales; Solanaceae. Gene Ontology annotation, cellular component: plasma membrane. The record is from RefSeq and is a predicted model, not a curated record. Bases 96 to 1514 code for a protein of 472 amino acids. The transcript has 7 exons.
UUAUAAAAUACAUAUCCCUUGGCUUGUCUAGUUCUCUUUAUGUCACCAGUUUUUAUAGCAUUCAAAGAAAGAGAAAGAGAGUGAAGAGAGUAGAAAUGGAGAGGAGUUUUAAUGUUUCUAUGGAUGGAGGAAUAGAUGAAUCUUCCAAGUUUGAUGAUGAUGGUCGCCUCAAACGAACUGGAACGGUGUUGACUACAAGUGCCCAUAUCAUAACAGCAGUGAUAGGAUCAGGAGUGUUAUCUUUGGCAUGGGCUACAGCUCAAUUGGGAUGGAUAGCUGGACCAGUUGCUCUCGUAGCUUUCUCACUCAUAACAUGGUUCAAUUCUCUCCUUCUUGCCGAUUGCUAUCGUGCCCCGGAUGGCUCUCGUAACUACACCUAUAUGGAUGCUGUUCGAGCCCAUCUAGGAGGAAUGAAAGUUCAGCUCUGUGGAUUAGCUCAAUAUAGUAACCUCUUUGGCGUUACUAUUGGAUAUGCAAUCACCACAUCCAUCAGCAUGGUGGCAAUUAAAAGAUCCAAUUGCUUUCAUAAGCAUGGUCAUGAAGCUGGUUGUCAUGAGUCAAACAAUCCCUUCAUAAUUAUAUUUGGGAUUAUGCAAAUUAUUCUAUGCCAAAUCCCAAAUUUUCACAAGCUUUCGUUUCUCUCCCUCAUUGCUGCUGUUAUGUCCUUUGCUUAUUCUUUCAUUGGCCUUGGUCUCUCCAUUGCCAAGAUUGCAAAGGAUGGAGUACAUGCAAACACAAGCUUAACAGGAACAGUAAUUGGAAAAGAUGUGACAGCCACAGACAAGAUGUGGAACACCUUCUCUGCUCUUGGAGAUAUUGCCUUUGCCUAUGCUUUUUCUACUGUUCUUAUUGAAAUUCAGGACACUCUGAAAUCACAUCCACCAGAGAAUAAGUCCAUGAAGAAAGCUACCUUUAUAGGUACCUCUGUGGCAACAAUAUUUUACACGCUCUGUGGACUUCUAGGGUAUGCUGCAUUUGGAAACAAAGCGCCUGGAAACUUUUUAACUGGAUUUGGUUUCUAUGAACCUUUCUGGCUUGUUGAUCUUGCUAAUGUAUGCAUUGUGGUUCAUCUUGUUGGAGCUUACCAGGUGUUCUGUCAACCAAUAUUUGGAUUUGUAGAGGGUUGGAGCAAAAAGAAAUGGCCAGAAAGUAAAUUUAUAACAAGAGAAUACAUGAUUAACCUUUCACCCUUGGGGUUUUUCAAUUUCAGUUUUUACAGGCUAGUGUGGAGAACUGCAUAUGUAGUAUUCACAACCAUAUUAGCCAUGUUAUUCCCAUUCUUCAACGAUUUCGUCGGUCUUCUGGGAGCAGCCUCAUUUUGGCCACUCACUGUCUAUUUCCCCAUUCAGAUGUACAUUGCACAAGCCAGGAUUCCUAAAUAUUCAUUUACCUGGAUUUGGUUGAAGAUAUUGAGUUUUGUUUGCUUGAUUAUCUCACUUCUUGCUGCUGCUGGAUCUGUUCGAGGCCUUAUCAAGUCUCUCCAGGAAUUCCACCCCUUCAAAUCCGAGUCUUGA